Drosophila novamexicana is the source of this 1629-nucleotide messenger RNA. RefSeq names its product nuclear transcription factor Y subunit gamma (gene Nf-YC). Gene Ontology annotation, molecular function: protein heterodimerization activity; DNA-binding transcription activator activity, RNA polymerase II-specific. Gene Ontology annotation, cellular component: nucleus; CCAAT-binding factor complex. The annotation marks the transcript as partial. The transcript has 3 exons. The record is from RefSeq and is a predicted model, not a curated record. Gene Ontology annotation, biological process: regulation of DNA-templated transcription. Lineage: Eukaryota; Metazoa; Arthropoda; Insecta; Diptera; Drosophilidae.
CCAACACGCCACACCUCAGCUAACGUGGCCAUGUACGCCACCAAUAAUGGCAGCACAAAUAAGGCGCCAAAUAGCAAUGCCACAUCGAUGUUUGAUAAUACCAUUACUGUGACGCCGAUCAAAAUGGAGCUAGGUGACGCUCUGGCCAAGUCUGGCUCCACGGCCACAACGCCGGCCCUGCGGCGGCCAAACGCCGUCAUUGUCACGUCACAGCAGCUGACAGUGCCCAUGCAAACGGGCUUGUCCGUAACGAACAGCGGCGGCGGCGGCGGCGGUGGGAAUGCGGCAUAUACGACGGGCAUGAGCGUAACAUCCACCACAAUGACGACGACGGCGCCAAAGGAGAAACCGACGAAAGCGUCGCGCGUUCAAGCGGUACGCAAGCCGCCACCAACGAUUGAAAACUUUUGGCCGAACAUAUUGAGCGAGGUGAACGGCAUUGGUCAGGUGGAUGCCAAGCAUCAGGUGCUGCCGCUGGCGCGCAUCAAGAAGAUCAUGAAACUGGAUGAGAAUGCCAAAAUGAUAGCAGGCGAAGCGCCGCUGCUGUUUGCCAAGGCCUGUGAGUAUUUCAUCCAGGAGCUAACAAUGCGCGCCUGGGUGCACACCGAGGAGAGUCGUCGACGUACGCUGCAGCGAUCGGAUAUUGCGCAGGCGAUUGCCAAUUAUGAUCAAUUUGAUUUCCUUAUCGACAUUGUGCCGCGCGAGGAGAUCAAACCCUCAACCACGCAGAAAACCAAAGAGCCAACCAGCUCGAAUGUAUCAGCGGCAGCUGCUGUGGCUGCUGCUGCCGCUGCUGCGGCAGCAACUGCUGUUGCCAGCAAUAACAAUCCCAACGCUAGCUUCACAACCGGCAAUGUUGUGAGUGGCGCCAAUGUACCUGUGGCUACUGCUGCCGCCGCGUCUGGCCUCAAGCUGGACGCCACUGCGGCCGAAGUGCUCGGCUUCAGCACAGUCAAUCCGGAUCUGUUUGCGGCGGCAGCCGCCAGCAGCAAUCAGCAACUGCAGCAGCUGACAACCCAACAGCAUCAGCCACAGCAAGUGCAGAUCAUACAGCAGGGCGCCGGUGCACAGCAGCUGCAGUACUUCAUUGCGCUGCCUGGGCAGCAGCCCACACAACUGGUGCAGCAGCUCCAUCAACAGCAGCAACAGCAGCAGCAGCAGAACAGUCUCGGUCUAAAUAUUGUUGCACAGCAGCCGACGCAGCAGCUAAUACUCACCGCCGGGCCCAAUGGCCAGUUGACAGCGACGCCGGCGCCCACAACAGCUGCCCAGCAGCAAACGGCGCUGCUCCAAAACCUGGCCCAACAGCAACAACAACACCAGCAGCAACAACAGCAGCAACAGCAAAUACAACUGCUGCAGCAGGUGGUGACGCCAACGGGCGAGCUGACCAAUGUGCCGAUUGCCAUCAAUGCCAAUCAGCUGCACUUGCUGCGUCUGCAGAUGCAACAACAGCAACAGCAGCAGCAACAACAGCAGGUUGCUGCUGUGCAGGCUGCAGCGGCGGCGGCAGUGCAGCACAAUCAACAACAGCAGGUGAUAAUACCCACGCAAUUGCUAACGGCGCAGCAGAUACUGCAGCUGGGCGGCACGCCCACAAAUGCAACAACUGUGACACAGCAGCAGCUG